Molecule: messenger RNA, 1436 nt
Organism: Quercus lobata
Lineage: Eukaryota; Viridiplantae; Streptophyta; Magnoliopsida; Fagales; Fagaceae
Product: probable sugar phosphate/phosphate translocator At3g11320
Exons: 4
Coding region: 116-1036 (306 amino acids)
Source: RefSeq, a predicted model, not a curated record
CUCAUAAACUUUCUCUGUGUCUAUCAGAACUCUCUGAACCCACAUUGCCUUUUUGUUCCAAAAUAUUCGAUUUUCACUUCCAAAUCCAAAUCCAAAACCAAAAAAAACCCAACCCAUGAAGGUCUCAAGCAGAUCCUUCACGCUGGGACUAGUAACAGCAUGGUACUCCUCCAACAUAGGCGUGCUAUUACUGAACAAGUACUUGCUUAGCAAUUACGGGUUCAGGUACCCAAUCUUCCUCACUCUCUGCCACAUGCUUGCUUGCUCUCUCUUCAGCUACAUUGCCAUCAACUGGUUCAAGCUUGCUCCAUUGCAGACCUUGCGCUCUCGCCUCCAGUUCCUCAAGAUUUCGGCUCUCAGCCUUAUCUUUUGCUUGUCGGUGGUCGCCGGCAACGUGUCCUUGCGCUAUCUUCCAGUGUCGUUUACUCAGGCUGUUGGGGCCACCACGCCGUUUUUCACUGCGCUGUUUGCUUGUUUCAUGACUUCGAAGAAGGAGAGUUGGCUUACCUAUCUCACUCUUGUUCCUGUUGUCACUGGUGUUAUCAUUGCCACUGGGGGGGAACCAAGUUUUCAUCUCUUUGGAUUUAUAAUGUGUGUUGGUGCUACAGCAGCACGGGCGCUCAAGUCCGUGCUUCAAGGGAUUUUGCUAUCUUCUGAAGCGGAAAAGCUUAAUUCUAUGAACCUCCUUAUGUACAUGGCUCCAGUAGCUGUUAUAUUCCUUCUUGUUGCAGCACUUGUGAUGGAAGAAAAUGUGGUUGGGAUCACAAUUGCACUUGCAAGAGAUGAUGUGAAGAUAUUGUGGUAUCUGAUCUUCAAUUCUGCACUAGCAUAUUUUGUAAAUUUGACCAAUUUCUUGGUCACAAAGCACACCAGUGCAUUGACUCUCCAGGUUUUAGGAAAUGCAAAAGGAGCUGUUGCAGUGGUUAUCUCAAUUUUGAUAUUUAGGAAUCCCGUAUCAGUUAUUGGGAUGCUCGGGUACAUCCUCACAGUCAUUGGGGUUGUCCUCUACAGUGAAGCCAAGAAGCGGAGUAGAUGAGGCAUCCUGUCUUGAGCAUACAGAUAUGAAUUUCAUAUCUUAGGCAGCAGCAGCAGGCUUCUUCAAUUCAAAAGAAGAAACAUGUUCGUCCAGCAGAUGCUAUAGAUUGCACAAUCUAAAAUUCUUUUACAGAAGGCAGAAAGAGGUUCUCUGUAGGUUGUCAAAGUGAAGCAACACAAAAUUAGAAGAAUCUCCAAUAAAUUGUGAUAUAAUAUGUCAUGUUAUAACCAUUUUCCCCCCCAAAAUGAGGUGCUGGUUAUAUUUUUACUGAACCCUUUGGAAGAAGUGAGAGAAGAUUCUAACUUAAAUCUUUUUUCCUUCGUUUUGGGAUUAAGCACUUAUUUUUUAUUCUUUUGUAUAAUUAUAUACUUAUGAAUUAAUGAUAGAUGAUAAUUUCACA